Parnassius apollo (apollo) is the source of this 2097-nucleotide messenger RNA. Lineage: Eukaryota; Metazoa; Arthropoda; Insecta; Lepidoptera; Papilionidae. The record is from the annotation of a GenBank genome assembly.
AUGCUGGUGACCUAUUUGGAAGCCAGCCGGGACCUUUGCGAGACGGACUCAAUUCUCUUUGGCGCCGCAGUGGCAGUUUGCCGUAUUAUUGGCGCCAAACUUCCCAUGGCUGGACGCGCUACUACACAAAGUAGCGCCAUCCCAGCCUGGAGAAAAAGAAUCGAGGACCGUAUCGCAAAGGCAAGGGCCCUUAUCGGCAGACUGACAAGCUUCAGGUCGGGUAAUAAUAGACCGAGGAUUAUGCGCACCGUUAGGAUGGCGUUUGCUGGGACAAAUAUCAGUUUGUCCCAGCCGGAUAUCACGCAGAAACUAACGGAGCGCAUAGACGACCUGAAGCAAAAGAUCGCUGCUUGGGGGAAGCGGAUUCGACGAUUUACCGACAGGUCAAGGCGGUUCAACCAGAAUCGUCUCUUCCAGAGUGAUCAGAAGAGGCUCUAUAAAUCAUUGGAGCGGCCAAAGGUAUGUGGAGCGGGCCAAGGACCGGAUCAGGCAGACAUUAUCGCAUUCUGGCGUGGCCUGUGGUCAGAGCCCGUAAACCACAGCGAGGGCCCUUGGAUGGAAGUUGUGGCGAGCCAGGGUGCGAGUGUUACGCCUAUGGACCCCAUCACCGUAACGCCGGAAGACGUGGCUGAGGCGGUCCGUAGGGCCCCGAACUGGAAAAGUCCGGGGCUCGACGGGCUGCAUCAUUACUGGCUGAAGGGGUUCAUAGUGUGUCACGCUGUGCUCGCCCGACAGUUUCAAGAGGCUCUCGACCAGAAGUCGCUCCCGAGCCUCUUCACUACUGGGAUCACUCACUUGGUUCCUAAAGAUCAGGAUACCACAGACCCGAGCAAAUACCGCCCCAUCACGUGGAUAGCGUAUCGGGCUCGGAUGCAUUGCUUUUUUGCUGAGCUGGAUCCGUCUAUUCCCGUCACGAAACAAAACCUGGCAGACCGAGUUCGGUACAUCAUGCGCUCGAAAAUAUUUGAUGAUGCCGAGCUCGAACGACUUCGACGUGAGGCAAUUCCCUUAUCAAUUGAAUUGGCUAUGGUUGGAGAUGCGGCUCCUCAGGCGACAAACCAGCCGCCACGCGUAGAAGUCGCCAUGGAUCUUCCAGUUGUGGUUGAUUCGGACGAUGAUGAAAUGGUCUCCCACGAACUAGAGCAAAUGAGGAGUAUAUUGGAAGAGGCGAUUUUGGAAACGCGCAGCAUGCCUCUCGAAAAUCGACCGCGACUUCCCCGCAUACCCCUAAGCAAGCGAAAUCGGGCUGUCAUGAGGGCUCUUAACCCAAUGCUGGUAACCUAUUUGGAAGCCAGCCGGGACCUUUGCGAGAGGGACUCAGUUCUUUUUGGCGCCGCAGUGGCAGCUUGCCGUAUUAUUGGCGCCAAACUUCCCAUGGCUGGACGCGCUACUAAACAAAGUAGCGCCAUCCCAGCUUGGAGAAAAAGAAUUGAGGACCGUAUCGCAAAGGCAAGGGCCCUUAUCGGCAGACUGACAAGCUUCAGGUCGGGUAAUAAUCUAUUAUUACCCGACCUGACCGUACCGAGGGUUGUGCGCACCGUUAGAAUGGCGUUUGUUGGGACAAAUAUCAGUUUGUCCCAGCCGGAUAUCACGCAGAAACUAACGGAGCGCAUAGACGACCUGAAGCAAAAGAUCGCUGCUUGUGGGAAGCGGAUUCGCCGAUUUACCGAGAGGUCAAGGCGGUUCAACCAGAAUCGUCUCUUCCAGAGUGAUGAGAAGAGGCUCUACAAAUCAUUAGAGCGACCAGAGGUAUGUGGAGCGGGCCCAGGGCCGGAUCAGGCUAACACUAUCGCAUUUUGGCGUGGCCUGUGGUCAGAGCCCGUAAACCACAGCGAGGGCCCUUGGACGGAAGUUGUGGCGAGUCAGUGUGCGAGUAUUAUGCCCAUGGACCCCGUCAUCAUAACGCCGAAUGACGUAGCUGAUGCAGUCCGUAGAGCCCCGAACUGGAAAAGUCCGGGGCUCGACGGGCUGCAUCACUACUGGCUGAAGGGGUUCGUGGUGUGUCACGCUGUGCUCGCCUCGCUCAGUUUCAAGAGGCUCUCAACCAGAAGUCGCUCCCCAGCCUCUUCACUACUGGGAUCACUAUUCGGUUCCUAA